CGCGCACCAGCCAUCCUCUUCCUUCUUCUUCUUGAAGUCCACUCUUUCUCUCUCUCCUCCUGAGCAUUCUCUGCUGCGCUUCGCGUGCGAUGCCCUGCUCCCGCUCCGUCACCGGCGCCGGAAUUCUCCGAGCUCGUCGUCGCCGUCGUCAUCGUCAUCGCGCCUCGAGCUCUCGUCGUCGUCGUCCCGUCUCGUCUCCCGCCGUUUCCUCGCAGAACGAGCGGGUCUACAGACGGUCGAUGCUGUGAUUCCGUGGUUUUGAUGUGAAUUUUCCGCGGUAGUUUUUCGGUUCAUCGGCAAUGAACUUCGAGCUUCUCAACCAUGUUCCGUGGUUCGGCAGGGCCCAUCCGGAAAAGGAUUUGGGGUCGACCUUUGGAUCUACCACCACGGUCUUAACAGAGCAACCUAAACAGAAGGGUGGUUUCAAUCUCAAGUUGUGUGGUUGGUCCAUCCUUUCUGUUCUUCCAUGGGCUCUUGGUUCCGAAGAUGGAACAAGAAUGCCUCCUACUGUGAAUAGGCAGUUGAAAAGGCGUGCUCAAUCUGGUGGGACAGUUCAAAACAGCAGUAAGGUCAUGGCUGUCCGCUUCCGGCCCUAUGUUUCGAAAGUUCCAUGGCAUACAGGGCCGAGAGCGUUCCUCUCUCAGCUAUUCCCAAGAUACGGGCAUUAUUGCGGCCCUAACUGGUCAAGUGGAAAGGAUGGCGGGUCUCCUCUAUGGGACCAGAGGCCAAUUGAUUGGUUGGAUUAUUGCUGCUACUGCCAUGAUAUCGGUUAUGACACCCAUGAUCAGGCGAAGCUUUUGGAGGCUGAUUUAGCAUUUCUCGAGUGCUUGGAAAAGCCACACUACAGAACAAAAGGAAAUGCCCAUGUUGCGCAUUUCUAUAAGACGAUGUGCAUCACAGGUCUCAAGAACUUCUUAAUUCCGUACAGAGCACAUCUUGUGAAGCUAAAGUCGAGGCAACCUCUAAUUGAUUUUGGUUGGCUGAGCAACGUGAGAUGGAGAAGUGGGAAUAUUCAGAAAAACGGAAAUGAGUAAGAGUUGUGUGGCUUGACAAGCGGGAUUUGUAUGUUAUCGCUUAGUUGACUAGCUUGGUAAUUUAGCCCUGGAUCUUAGAUGGUAUGGUUCUUUAGUUUGUCUUUUGUUCUUGUACUGAAGCUUCUCCGAGCCACACCUUUUAUAGGCUAUGGAUCACAAGUGGCUACAUAAACAUGUAUUGUUUACUUUUCCACUUUCUUAAUUGCGCAUGCUUUGUACAUAAACAUCAUUCGUGCCGCUGCCCCUCUGUUGCCACAUUCUGGAAUCUGAACACAACCGGUUGAGCUUGUGCACUAAGGCUGAGAUGUGGCAUUUAGCCAAAUUAUUGUUUACUGUA
Syzygium oleosum is the source of this 1371-nucleotide messenger RNA. RefSeq lists its product as uncharacterized. Gene Ontology annotation, molecular function: A2-type glycerophospholipase activity. Bases 300 to 1034 code for a protein of 244 amino acids. Lineage: Eukaryota; Viridiplantae; Streptophyta; Magnoliopsida; Myrtales; Myrtaceae. The transcript has 3 exons. The record is from RefSeq and is a predicted model, not a curated record. Gene Ontology annotation, biological process: phospholipid metabolic process; arachidonate secretion.